Molecule: messenger RNA, 662 nt
Organism: Amphimedon queenslandica
Lineage: Eukaryota; Metazoa; Porifera; Demospongiae; Haplosclerida; Niphatidae
Product: adhesion G-protein coupled receptor G2-like
Exons: 5
Biological process (GO): G protein-coupled receptor signaling pathway; cell surface receptor signaling pathway
Cellular component (GO): membrane
Molecular function (GO): G protein-coupled receptor activity
Source: RefSeq, a predicted model, not a curated record
AAUGUUACAAAUCCUCGUUGUGCUUUCUGGAACUUUACUGGAGCAGAUGGUAUUGGUAAUUGGUCUAUUGAUGGUUGUACUACAGUAGUUGAUCCUAAUGAUCUCAGUAGUGUCACUUGUUACUGUGAUCACUUAGCCAAAUUUGCAUUGCUUGUUGAUAUAUCUACUAGGACUGGUAAUGGUACUUCUCCUCCAUUUGGUGUUAGAGUUGGAUUGGAAGUAAUCACUUAUGUUGGAGUGUGUGUCUCAUUGGUUGGACUGAUCUUAACAAUCCUAACAUUGCUGGUAUUCAAAAAAUUAAGAAAGAAAGAUUCCAGCAAGUUUCACAUUCAGCUAUGUCUCUCAUUGUGCUUUGUGCUAAUCAUAUUUAUCACUGGAGUUAGUAGAACAUCAGUGAGGCCACUUUGUAUAAGCAUAGGAGCUCUUAUACAUUACUUCACUCUUGUUUUCUGGAUGUGGAUGGGAGCAGAAGCUGUGCUGAUGUUCCAAAAAAUAGUAAUAGUGUUUACAAACAUAACUUGGCGAUAUAUAUUAAUAGUGUCUAUUGUUUGUUGGAGUGUACCGCUAAUACCAGUAGCAGUCUUAUCAGGCAUUGAUUAUAACUACUACAUUACACUAAACAUGAACUCAGAAUUGUAAGCAUCAUCUCAUUAAUUGUGUAU